AUGAUUGGCGCUCCCCGAUCUCGAUGUACCAUGCGGUCCGAUAUUCGGGAUGUGGAGAGUUGCGGAUUGAUUAUACCCGAGGAUGUCAUUAUCGGAGAUGUGACACAUCCAGCUUCAAAGGUAGGUUGCAGCAAUGCGUCUCCCUACGUCCCCAACCCGCCGCAGCCGGCCUCCGAAGACGACGCCGCCAUCGUAGCACGCAUCGCGGCUCGUCGGGCCCCGCGCCCCUUACAGGCGCUGGAUCUGACGUUGCUACACUCGCCGCCGGUGGCAGACGGUUGGAACAGCUUUCUAGGCGCAGUGCGCACAAAGACGUCGCUCGACGACCGGGCGCGCGAGAUCGCGAUCUGUCGGGUCGCCGUGUGUAACGGGGCGUGGUACGAGUGGGGACACCACGCGCCGCUUGCUAGGGCGGCGGGGGUUAGCGAGGAAGGGAUGGGGGUCGUGGGGAGGGAUGCGUUGUUGGUGGAGGGGGGAGAGGAUGGGGAUAGGGAGGAGAGGGGCAGGAAAGAAGCUGAGAGAGCGGGGUUGGGGGAGAGAGAGUGGGCGGUGUUGAGUGAGAGGGAGGUUGUGGAGGUUACUGCUACGGUUGCGGCGUAUAACUGCGUCAGCCGGUUUCUAGUCGCGUUGGACGUUGGUGAGAAAAAUGGUACUGGGCCUGAGGCUGGACAUUGA
Molecule: messenger RNA, 675 nt
Organism: Daldinia childiae
Lineage: Eukaryota; Fungi; Ascomycota; Sordariomycetes; Xylariales; Hypoxylaceae
Exons: 5
Coding region: 1-675 (224 amino acids)
Molecular function (GO): peroxiredoxin activity
Source: RefSeq, a predicted model, not a curated record